CAGCAAGCCUUCGCGGUAGUGACGUUGCCGGCGCCCUUCAGCGCAGACUGAGGAUGGCGUCCGCUACUCGCUUCAUCCAGAAGCUACGGAACUGGGCCUCUGGGCGAGACUUGCAGGCGAAGCUGCAGUUGCGUUACCAGGAGAUCGCCAAGCGAACUCAGCCUCCUCCCAGACUCCCUGUGGGCCCCAGCCACAAGCUCUCCAACAAUUACUACUGCACUCGUGACGGCCGCCGGGAAGCCAUGCCACCCUCGGUCGUCAUGUCCUCACAGAAGGCCCUGGAGGCAGGCAAGCCAGCAGAGAGCUCAGCUGUGGCAGCCACUGAGAAGAAAGCAGUGACACCAGCUCCUCCCCUACAGAGGUGGGAGCUGUCCCAAGACCAGCCUUACCUGUGACACUGCUCUGGACCACCUGUCUGUGCCCUCAGCCACCUGAGUGCUUCCCCUCCUUGUCAUCUCUCCCAGGGAAUGUGACCUAAUUUAUGACAAAUAUAUUAUGAUCUCCAGUA
Messenger RNA from Phyllostomus discolor (pale spear-nosed bat), 508 nucleotides. It is a transcript of the gene NDUFA7, whose product is annotated as NADH:ubiquinone oxidoreductase subunit A7. The transcript has 4 exons. Gene Ontology annotation, cellular component: mitochondrial inner membrane. The record is from RefSeq and is a predicted model, not a curated record. Bases 54 to 395 code for a protein of 113 amino acids. NCBI's taxonomy places the organism in Eukaryota, Metazoa, Chordata, Mammalia, Chiroptera, Phyllostomidae. Gene Ontology annotation, biological process: mitochondrial electron transport, NADH to ubiquinone; ATP synthesis coupled electron transport.